Molecule: messenger RNA, 3213 nt
Organism: Symbiodinium pilosum
Lineage: Eukaryota; Dinophyceae; Suessiales; Symbiodiniaceae
Source: the annotation of a GenBank genome assembly
AUGGAUGAAGGCUUUACGUUUCACUCCUUCGGCCUGAAUUUGCUGGAUCGCCUGCGAAAGGACGUCCCGAGCUUAAGCGAUGCUAAAAUUCUGAAAGAACUGGGCGACCCCGGGUCCCCCUGCCAGUCUUUCACUACAAACAGUCGCUCGGGCGCAGUCUUCUUGACGUCGGCAAACGGAAGCUUCAUCAUCAAGACAAUUUCGCGGAAAGAGGCCCAGGCUCUCAUGGACGUGAUGCCCAAGUACGUGCAGCGGGUGUGCGGCGACGGGGUGGGAUCCAUGUUGGGAAAGUACUUGGCCUUGUUUCGCCUAAAUCUCGGCCGGGGUGGGCUUCAGGGGUCUCGCUACAUAACUAUCAUGCAAUCUGUUAUGGAUCCCUUACCACAGCUGCCGUUGCUUUCGCUCUAUGACUUGAAGGGCUGUGCAGUCGGCCGCCAUGUCCUUGACGUGGAAUCCGAGUUUGUCAGGAAGGACCAGAACUGGUUGGAUGAUUCUGAGCGGCUGCAGCUAUCUGCAAGCGAUUCUCUGCGGCUACGACAGAUGCAUGACCUUGAUACUACUUUCCUCAGUAUGUGCAAUAUUAUGGACUACAGCAUCCUCGUGGGCGUUGGCUUGCAGUCGGAUGCAACUGGUGAAGACUAUGGAGCAGAGGUCCUGCAAAGCGCAGACAAGAAGCACUUCUACUUCAUUGGCAUCAUUGACUUUCUGGUGGAGUAUGGACUCACGAUGAGGUUGUACCACCUGUUGAAGCAUGGGAUGCCGAAGGACUGCGUCGUGAUUGAUCCUGACUACUACGCAGAGCGCCAGCGACAAUUUUUCCGCGAGGUGAUAUUGGAUCCAAGGGUUACGGAAGGCUGUGCAGACUCAGCGGUUGUGGCUGAGGUUGCUUUGUUGCCGCCUCCCUACUAUGACGAGGAUCUUUGGAUUGCAUCCUGCCGGCCACCUGUGCAGCUUGAUACUUUGCUUGAGGACUGCCAGCUGUAUCAGCCAGAUUGCCGCCACUUCUGUGAGCAUGGGCAGAAGUGCGAGCUGUUCAAAGCACAAGCAAGUUCCAGGUUCGGCUAUGAGACUGAGAGCUCUCCUCCAGACAUUACGCUCCAGGGGAUGCACAGUGAUGCCCACCCGGAUGAUCUAGUUGCGAACAUGUUGUUGAUUGGAGCUGCCGUUCUUCACGACGCCUUGAGCGACACUGGAGAUUUUCCCCGUGCGUCACUCGCGGUCCGACGCAUCACGGCCUUCUACUCCAAAAACGACGCUGUGUUGGCCGGCGGAUUCAGCUUCGCCGAAGUGACUGCUGGGUGUGGCUUUAAGUCUGAUGCUGCUAUGGGUUUUCGAGGUAUGUCGGAGCCGCUGCCUCCUGACUGCUCCUGUGUUGACGUUUCUUCGGCAGUUCCUUCGCACAAUGCAGAUGAUUACAUCCUGGCACCUCAGAUCAUUUCUGCGAUCAUCACAGCUGUUGAUGAGAAGGCUGGCGAGGCGUCUGACACUUGCGAGCAAGUUGAAGCCUUCCUGAGCAGUGUCAGACUUCUGCGUGGCGGGAGUUUAGAUGAGGCAGAAGGAGCCGGAAGCCUCUCAGAUGAAGAUAGUGGAGCCGAAGCCACGGCAAAGGCAGCCGCAGCUGCGGAGGACGAAAUGAUUAGUGUCACUACCUUCCUGCUUGAGUGGGAUGAGCUUCACUUGCUAGCGGACGAGUUCUCGAAAAAAUUGCGAGGUCGUCGAUUGAUUUACGAUUCUGAGACCCUCUCCCACGCAGAGGUGGCGUUUGCCCUGGUGGUUGAGGCAGUUGGCCAAGAAGUCUCUGCCAGUGUCUGGCUGGACUAUCGUGCCACGUUUGGGUACGACAGGUUUUUUGGACAUGUCCGUGGUGUGGUAGAUGUGGAAUUGCCUGCAGCCCGUUAUCCGAAAGAAGAGCCAGAUCGCCAGGGAAAGUCCGGACUUCUGGUGCUGGAAGGCGGCUCCGUCCUAGCUGCCGGAAGCCACCAAAGAAGUUUGGAGGGCCUUACAAUGUCCUCCCACAGUGGCUCCAGCAAGUGGAAGGUGGCAAGGCUGAAAUUUGAUGCUGUUUACCGUAUGACGCACGCAACGCACGUUUUGCACACAGGCUUGCCUGAUGGACUGCAAACGCAGUUGGAGUCGAUAGAAGAUUUGGCCGACGUGAAACUGGAGGAUGAAACGGUGCAGCAGCAGAGCCUCAUCAGACGGGCCACCACUCGGCAGCUGCAUCGAGCCAAGGACACGAAACCUUUCGUUCCAGCCGCCGUGCUGGCAGUGGUGAUUGGUGUGGCUUCAGUCGUUCCAUACAACAUGGUCCUGCGGGGAGAUCCUGGGUCACCGCUGUUUAUCAGCUUUUGCCUGCAUUUGGCAAUCAUAGGAUGCAGCCUGCCCCGUGCGACAACUCUUAUCAGAGAGAGAAGUAUCCCAUUCCGAUACCAUGCAGCGAUUGUCCUACUCGGGUGCAGCUUUGUCAGUUUUAAAUCCGACGCGUAUGUCCGCCUACCAGCCUCCCUGUGCAUGAUGUUAUCCAAUCUGCGAAUGAUGGUAGGCGUUGUGGUCCAGUACCUUCUGUUUCGGAAGAGGUAUUCCAUUGCGCAGCUUUCUGGCGUGCUGGCUGUUACAGUUGGCAUAGCCUGGGCAAGUCAGGCCAUGCAAGCGGCAAGAGCUACGCAGGACAGCACAGCGUCUUCAGCCUCCGCUUCGUCUCACGACUUCACAGUGGGCUGUUUAGAAGUACUUGCGUCUUCGGUGUCUUUGGCCUUGCUAAGUUCCACUGUCAAGAUUUCCUUCGAAAAGUUCGGCGAAAACGUCGAAGAGCAGAUUUUCAUUCAGCACCUCGCAGGAAUUUUUAUUGUCUUCCCUAGUCAGUGGGACAAGGUGGGUCCCAGAAUCGUCGACUGGUACCACAGGCCUGAUUGGUGGCUGAUCUUCAAUCUUGUGUUGAGCGUCACCUCGACCUUCGCUGCACGGGCCGCCGCGGCACGCAUGGCCGGCCGCUCGCCCAGCCUGCUCAUGACUCAACUAGUCCAGACGAUCGAAUGCUUCUCCCAGUUACUGCUGGUUGCGCUGAUCCGAGCGCCGCCCUAUCCGCCCUUCGGCUUUUGGGGUGGUACAGUGGUGCUGCUGCUCGGGACACUUCAGUACUUGCGAGCCUCAGCGGAUGUGCCAAAGAUUCCCGUCCAUGCUGACGAACUGAGUGCGCCUGCAAAAGAGCAAUGA